Linnemannia hyalina is the source of this 1749-nucleotide messenger RNA. The record is from the annotation of a GenBank genome assembly. NCBI's taxonomy places the organism in Eukaryota, Fungi, Mortierellomycota, Mortierellomycetes, Mortierellales, Mortierellaceae.
AUGACAAUCAGCAAACUCAUCAACGAGGACAACGUCCUUCGUUGCCUUCACCCCCAUCUCGCCAAAAGUGACCUUCAGGAACUCGCCCUCGUUAAUAAAGCCUGGAAUACCGCCUUCCAACCAUUUCUCUGGCGGAAUUUAUCCUUUUCUCAUGUCGCAGUCUAUUCGACCCUCCUUGACAACUCGGACGAAUACACCAAAGUCAUCCUCAAGAACGCUGCUCACAUCGAGCGCUUCUACUUUCGCGGCUGCCCCAAUCCUGCCACAUUCUUACCCUUCUUCUCACCCUGUCGCAACCUCCGAUCGUUUGAUUGCCGCCUCCAAUACGAGCUGCCCCAGGACGCCUUUGCCUGUCUAAACAUUGUCGAGCAGAACCAGGGGUUGGUCUCCUUCUUCAUCGACGGUAUCCCCAUCAAGCGACUCGGCGUUGCUCAAAAAUUCCUUCAGGUCCUGUCACAGCAUACCGGCCUCAGACGUCUCGAGUUCAAGUCAGCCGACAGCAAGAUCUCCGAGCACCUCUUCAAGGCCAUUCUCCAGAGCGUGCCUCGAACACUCCACACCCUCGACUUCAAAUGGUCAAUUGAGAUCCAGGGCGACAAUGACUUUGAAUUCCGCGAUGACCACGUCAUCCUUCCUGGAUGGACCAAUAACGGGAUCAAGACCUUGGAGCUGAACAGGACGCUCACAGGGUACGAACACACGGUCGUCAUUCCCUUUCUUCGCCACUGUGUUCGACUUGACAAUUUUCGACCACCUCCGCAAUUGCCUGUCGAGUGUGGGCCCGUCUUGACAGAGACCCUGCGAGAACACUGCCCGUCCCUCAGUCGCGUGCUCAUCAGCAACCAGGACCAUGACUCUGUCAUCGCCUCUGUUGUGAACGGGAGUCGAGCGCUGAACGAGUUUCGAAUUCGGUACUACGGCAGUGCGGGGUCGGAAUUAACCAUGGCAUUGGUCGCACAGGCAGCCCAUCUUCACACCAUCGAAUUUGAAGACGGGAUUUUUGUUCGUAGUGGGGAUAUCCAGAUGAUUCUCUCGCAUUGUCCUGGCCUGAAGACGUUUACGGUGGAGGACUGGCAGGAGGAUGGGCACGAGUCACUUCUUGAGAUCAAGGACAUGGUUUCCAGCCCCUGGGUCUGUUUGGGUCUGAGGGACCUCAUACUCCCGAUUGGGUCUGACUAUGGUGUUGAUGCUGAGAAACAGGAUGAAGAAUGGGGUCAGCGACGACAAGAUGUGAUCACCAAGGCGUACAGGCAAUUGGGGGUAUUGACGGAGCUCAGGACGCUGAGCUUUGGUGCACAGGUGCCUAAGGAGAAUAGCACUCAGUUCUCGUUGGAUGCGGAGGGCAAGAAGGACUUUGACUUGACGCUGGCCUCUGGACUAGAUCAUUUGAAAGAUUUGAAAAAGUUGUGGCAACUGGACGUUGCUGCGUUGCGACAUCGAAUGAGGGAGGCUGAGUUGCAUUGGAUUGAUGCGAAUUGGCCUAAUCUACGAGACUUUAGAGGGAUCUACAUGUACGAAGGUGACGAGCUUAGCGAGGACGAGGGGAUGGAGGAGGACAGUGACGAAGAAGAGGAGGAAGAAGAGGAAGAGGAGGACGACGAAGACAAGGUAGCAGAGGAAGAGGAGGAGGAAGUAGACACUGGCGAUCAAUUGGAGGAAGAUGAGCCGGAGCCAGAGCCAGAGGGCAAGAUGACAAGGCGCCAUAUAUCCGGGUUCCUUGGCAAACGCCCAUACGCUGAGCUGUAUUGA